Messenger RNA from Aspergillus pseudonomiae, 2412 nucleotides. Its product is annotated as ankyrin repeat-containing domain protein. Gene Ontology annotation, biological process: metal ion transport; transmembrane transport. NCBI's taxonomy places the organism in Eukaryota, Fungi, Ascomycota, Eurotiomycetes, Eurotiales, Aspergillaceae. The transcript has 7 exons. Gene Ontology annotation, molecular function: metal ion transmembrane transporter activity; protein binding. Gene Ontology annotation, cellular component: membrane. The record is from RefSeq and is a predicted model, not a curated record. Bases 1 to 2412 code for a protein of 803 amino acids.
AUGCACAAUGUCGCGAACAUCACGCGUCAAUCACUGGAUGAGUUCCGCAUGACAGACAUAAUGCAAGCCAUUGAACGAGGUCACGUCGAUGCAGCACAAUCUCUUCUCAAUGGUGUAUCGCCUAACAUUCAGGACCGCACGGGCCGAACCCUCUUGUCCCGAACCAUCUCAUUUAAUUCAAAACAAGAUCUCCGGAACCGCCUCAAUGUAGAUGUGCUCUUUGACCUCCUCAUUGCCAGAGGUGCUGACCCCGACCUUGGGGACCAUACCGGAGAAACGCCCCUGCAUUGGGCAGCUAAAGCGGGAGACCAUGAGAUAGUGUGUCUACUCUUGCAAAAGGGGGCUCAGUCGGACCCCGCGGACAAAUGGGGCCGCACACCGUUAUCCCGAGCUGCAGAGAGAGGACAUAAUUUACUUGUCGAGCGACUCUUGGUUGACGGUCGCGCGGAUUCUAACAGUAGAGACAGACGCGGUCGGACGCCGUUAUCUUGGGCUGCUGAGAACUCACAUUUACACAUCGUGGAAACAUUGGUUGACCACGGUGCUGAUGUCGAGAUCCGUGAUAAUGAGGGACAGAUACCCUUGUGGUGGUUUCUAAACAACACAGACCGAGGUAAUGAUAAUCGAGAAACUGAAACAGACCUGGUGGACUUCCAGCGAUGGUGUUCAAUUCUUGGCCCCAGAGGAAGCACAGAGCCAGUGACCAAGAAACGACGAACAUUUUUGGCUUGGGCCUGUGAGCGAGGCGAUCAGCGUCUGGUCCAAGAACUGCUCCGAACGACGUGGACGGAUCCAAAUUCGAUUGAUCGCCACAGGAAAACGCCGCUUAUCUAUGCUUUGGAGUGGAAACACUACGAAAUAGCUGACAUGCUUAUGUCUGGAAUAGACCCGGAGACAACGAAAAAGGACUGCGUGUCACUGCAUCUUCUUAUACGAGAAGGCCGCUCCCGCCUGUUGAAACUGUUCUUAGACCGAUACACGUCCAAUCUAAAGGAGGAGGAUAUGUACAGUACGAUCCCUCUCAUGAGAAUGGCCCUCCAGCAAAGUGACCGGCCAACCGUGAGGCUACUCUUAGACUACAAAGCCAGUACGCAGGGUCUCAAAAGCAGUGAUUGGUUUGGGCCCUGUAGCACACUGAGGGCGGCGGAACCUCUAGUGGGUCUGAAUAAAGCGAAUUGGGAUGGUUAUUCCUCUAUACCAGUAAUGGAAAUGACAAUCCAGGAGCGUGAUCGCACUGCGGUCGCCACUUUACUCGGGAAACGUGCUCGAAUCCUUGAACUCGAAGACGACGAUGACGAUUUUGCCCAGUACUCUAGCAACAUCCAGCAGAGCAUCGCUGUGGAUAUAAUGACGCUUAAGGAUGGACGACAGGACGUAGAGUGGAUUUUGGAGGAAGCAUUUGACCAGAAAAUGAGAAAGAUGACAAAGAGCGCAGACGAGAGUCAUCUGAUACUCUUUCGAGAGAACCAGCCGUGGAACACAUAUUGCCAGAUGGACAACCUCCCCAACGAACUAGAGUUCUCCCUGGGCAACAGAAGCCCAUGCAGGACCUUUAGUCUGUCGAUAGUCACCCGUUUCCAGAACAUGAAGGCCCCACAGGAGUCUCCUGAAGACAAAAAUGGCGAGUACUACCGUCUCCGAACAAUUGAAUGGUCAGUACUUGAAGCGCCUCCUAAAACAAUUCACUAUUUCAGUAAUCUGCCAUUUGGCUGGACCCCGCAAAGCGACUUGGAGUUUAUCGAGCUGUUCAUGCAAACUUGGAAGGACGACUGGAUAAGCUUCUGUCGAGAUGAAAGGAGAAACCUUGGGCACUUGCGAUCAUAUCAGCUGGCCGCUGCUGGCAAAGAUGACUUGCUAAUUGACGCUAUAGCGGGGAAUAUGCAAAAGUGGACCCAAAUGCAAUGGAUGCUGGAAGACCAGCUAAAUCAGGCGAGGGAAUUUGUUUCACAGUACCAAGCGUUCACUGAGAGUCGGCAGCUCAGUGAGCACAUGGGUAAGAUCAUCACUACUUUUGAGCAUGAUGUUUCAAACCAGAUCGAUAAAAUGGAGCAGGGGAUUCGGGACUUGCUUCAAGUGGAAUUUGCAUGGGUGUCAAUCAAUGAAGCUCACCGGUCCACCAGUCUAGCCGCGAGCAUGAAGCGGCUGAGUUGGAUCACGUUCAUAUUCCUCCCUCUCAUGUUUACCUCAAGUCUUCUCGGAAUGAACGUGGACAUCCUGAAAGAUGACCCGAGUUGGUGGUGGUUUCUCGUCAUUGGAGGGUCCCUGACAUUUCUCACGGUAGUCUCUUGGGUCGGCGCCAGAUUUACACGAGUUGAAACGUGGUUAGAGCACAUACUAUGGCCACAACCGAAGCGAAAGCAAUACUCUCUCGACCAACAUAUGCGGCCAUUCAGCAGGUCAUUGCCGCCUUAG